Messenger RNA from Salarias fasciatus (jewelled blenny), 1680 nucleotides. It is a transcript of the gene sytl3, whose product is annotated as synaptotagmin-like 3. Gene Ontology annotation, biological process: intracellular protein transport; exocytosis. Gene Ontology annotation, molecular function: small GTPase binding; neurexin family protein binding. Lineage: Eukaryota; Metazoa; Chordata; Actinopteri; Blenniiformes; Blenniidae. The record is from RefSeq and is a predicted model, not a curated record. Gene Ontology annotation, cellular component: exocytic vesicle; plasma membrane. The coding region runs from base 49 to 1332 and encodes 427 amino acids. The transcript has 12 exons.
GAGGAGGAGAGCGUCGCAGGCGACACAUCAUCAGACCUACUGCCAGCGAUGGAUUUAAGUUUGCUUCAGUUCCUGGAGAGAGAGAAAGUCCUGGAGGUGCUUCGGAGGGACAAGCAGCUGCGGAUCAUCGAGGAGGACAGGAUCAGAAGGAUGAAAUAUGAGCUGCAGGAGCUCCGGAGGAGGGGGGCCAAGAGUUUCACCCGACAGUACGGCGAGCGGACCUGCGCCCGCUGCCAGAGGCCUCUGGGAAAGUUCUGGAACUCGGGUUCGAUCUGCCGCGGCUGCAGCCACCGCAUCUGCACCAAGUGCCGCGUGGGAGCGACGGACUGGAAGUGCACGGUGUGCCACGCCUACAGGGAUGUGAAGGUCCGGUCAGGAGAGUGGUUUCUAUUGGAAAAGGCAAAGAAAUUUCCAGCCACUGGAGAUAAAUACGAGACGGUCGGAGAGAAGCUGUUAAAGACUUACGGCGUGCUGAGUCAUAUAUCUAUCGUGCCUCCAACUCCUCCACCAUACUUGGAUUAUCAGUUUCUGAGCAGAUCUGGGGAUUCUAAAAACUCCAGGCCUUUCACCAGUUCAGUGGAGGAUCUGAUGGCUUCCUUCACAAGUCACAUAAAAAAGAUUUCCACCUCUCAGAGCGACGUGAGGACCGACCAGCUGAAGGUUGACAGCAGCCGCCGGGGCUCUUGCUUCAAGACCCAGAAGAGUCUGUCGGAAAGCGACAUCAGCAAAGCCAUUCAUCUCUUUAAAGUCCCGAGUCUUCCAAACCUGUUCAAGAAAAACAAAGACAGCGAUCAGGAGGGCUCGUCCACCGGGGCAGAAGAAGACACCUUCUUCGGUUCUGACUACUCUGGUGGAAAGAGAGGGAGCAACAGCAGCAUCGGCACAGAGUGCGGCCUGUUCGAGAGCGUCGCCGUCAGCGGGGAGCUGGAGCUGGCUCUGGCCUACAGCACCCACACUUCCUGUCUGGAGAUCACGGUGGGCGCCUGCAGGAACCUGACGUACGGGGACAGCAAGAAGAAGAAGUGUCACCCGUUUGUCAAACUCCACGUGCUGCCGGAUAAAAGCCCCAAACUGAAGACAUCAGUGAAGAGGAACACAACAGAUCCGGUUUAUAACGAAGUUUUAAAGUUCGACAUCGAGCGCCAUCUGCUGGUUGGGAAGAGGCUGCAGGCCUCCGUGUGGCAUUUAGGCAAACUGAGAAGGAAAACGUUCCUGGGCGAGGUUCUGCUCCCGCUGGACGGCUGGACAGUCGAUGACAAGUUCUCCCAGGGCUUCAACUGGUACCCGCUGUGCCCCAAGGUUGAAAGUCUGGAGGGACUGAUUGUGGAUUAGGACUGCUGAGCAAAGUUCUUCAUUCCAGCUCAUUUCAAAAUGCACAUAAAGAAGUCUGAUUGAUCACUGAGUAGUAAUUUAAUGUUAAUUUAUAGAUGCUUCAAUACUUUGCUAUUAUUUUUAAUCCAUGAAUCCUUUUCUAAUCCGAACACACUCUUGUAUUGUUGUGUGUUGCUAUACACACAGAUGAACACUACACCAUGCAAGACUGGACCUUGGUUUGUUUUAUUUCUUUGUGUUUUAUAUUUGAGUUUGACUUAUUCUGUGAAUAUUAAAUAACUGAACUGAGAAAAACAACUCUGCAAUAUGUUCACCUGUUAUUUAUUCUAAUAAAUUGCAAAUAAACCU